CUUCCUCCUCCGCAGUUGAGAAGAGUGAGCAGAGCCUGACGACCCACUCAGCGCUGCCCUGUCACGUCCAUACUGCAGAGCCAUGGCCGCCCCGCUGUCUGAUAGCGAGAAGAGGAAGCAGAUAAGUGUCCGGGGUAUCGCAGGCCUCGGGGAUGUGGUCGAGGUCAGGAAAAGCUUCAACAGGCAUCUGCACUUCACCCUGGUGAAAGACAGGAACGUGUCCACCCCCAGAGACUACUACUUUGCCCUGGCACAUACCGUCAGGGACCACCUGGUGGGAAGAUGGAUCAGGACCCAGCAGUAUUACUACGAGAAGGACCCCAAGCGUAUCUAUUACCUCUCUCUGGAAUUCUACAUGGGCCGCACUCUGCAGAAUACAAUGCUGAAUUUAGGAAUGCAGCACGCUUGUGAUGAGGCUAUAUAUCAGCUGGGCCUGGACAUGGAGGAACUGGAGGAGAUAGAAGAAGAUGCAGGACUUGGAAAUGGAGGGCUGGGACGCUUGGCAGCUUGUUUUCUGGAUUCUAUGGCUACUUUGGGACUAGCUGCGUAUGGCUAUGGAAUUCGAUAUGAGUUUGGGAUCUUUAACCAAAGGCUUGUAAAUGGUUGGCAGGUUGAGGAAGCUGAUGACUGGCUUCGGUAUGGGAAUCCCUGGGAGAAGGCGCGCCCGGAGUACAUGCUUCCAGUAAAUUUCUAUGGCAGAGUGGAGCACACAGCCGAAGGUGCUAAGUGGGUUGACACUCAGGUGGUGCUUGCAAUGCCUUAUGACACUCCAGUUCCCGGCUAUAAGAACAACACAGUGAACACUAUGAGGCUUUGGUCGGCAAAGGCGCCAAAUGAGUUUGACCUGAAAGAGUUUAAUGUUGGUGACUACAUACAAGCUGUUUUGGAUAGAAAUCUGGCUGAAAAUAUCUCCCGGGUUUUGUACCCCAACGACAAUUUCUUUGAAGGUAAGGAGCUGCGGCUGAAGCAGGAGUACUUUGUGGUCGCUGCCACUCUGCAAGAUAUUAUCAGGCGGUUCAAGUCUUCCAAGUUUGGAUGCCGAGACCCAGUUAGAACCUGCUUUGAUACUUUCCCUGAUAAGGUUGCUAUACAGCUGAAUGAUACCCACCCAGCACUUGCUAUUCCUGAGCUUAUGAGGAUCUUAGUAGAUGUGGAGGGCCUGGAGUGGGACAGGGCCUGGGAAGUAACAAAGAAGACUUGUGCGUAUACCAACCACACCGUUCUGCCCGAGGCUCUGGAGCGUUGGCCGGUUCACCUGUUUGAGAAGCUGCUGCCCCGCCACCUUGAGAUCAUCUAUGCAAUCAAUCAGAAACACCUGGAUGAAGUGGCAGCCCUGUAUCCUGGGGAUAUGGAUCGUCUGCGUAGGAUGUCCAUCAUUGAAGAAGGCGAUUUAAAGAGGAUAAACAUGGCACAUCUAUGUGUAAUUGGAGCUCAUGCAGUCAAUGGUGUGGCCAGGAUCCACUCCGAGAUAGUAAAGCACUCAGUCUUCAAGGAUUUCUAUGACAUUGAACCCGACAAAUUUCAGAACAAGACAAAUGGCAUCACCCCAAGGAGAUGGCUUAUGCUUUGCAACCCUGGCUUGGCAGACAUCAUUGCAGAGAAAAUUGGGGAAGAUUUUGUGACUGAUUUAAGCCAGCUGAAGAAAUUGUUGGAUUUCGUAGAUGAUGAGAGUUUCGUGCAUGACAUAGCCAAAAUCAAGCAGGAAAACAAGCUGAAGUUUGCCACCUACCUAGAAAACGAAUACAAAGUGAAAAUUAACCCUUCAUCCAUGUUUGACGUCCAAGUAAAGAGAAUCCAUGAAUACAAAAGGCAGAUCCUAAAUUGUUUACACAUCAUCACUCUGUACAACAGAAUCAAAAAAGAUCCAUCCAAAACAUUCGUGCCAAGGACAGUUAUGAUCGGGGGAAAGGCAGCUCCUGGUUACCAUAUGGCGAAAAUGAUUAUAAAGUUAAUUACAUCUGUUGCAAACGUUGUGAACAAUGAUCCAGUGGUUGGAGACAGACUAAAAGUGAUAUACCUGGAGAACUACAGAGUGUCUCUGGCAGAGAAAGUGAUUCCUGCCUCAGACCUGUCUCAGCAGAUCUCUACAGCAGGCACUGAGGCUUCCGGCACUGGGAAUAUGAAGUUCAUGCUGAACGGAGCACUUACCAUUGGUACAAUGGAUGGAGCCAAUGUGGAGAUGGCAGAGGAGGCUGGACAGGAUAACCUAUUUAUAUUUGGCAUGAGGGUGGAGGAUGUAGAAGCUCUGGACAAGAAAGGAUACAAUGCUCAGGAGUACUAUGAUAGAAUUCCGGAGCUUCGGGAAGCGAUCAACCAGAUUAAAGAUGGACACUUUUCUCCCCGGGAACCAGACUUGUUUAAGGAUGUUGUAAAUAUGCUGAUGUGCCACGACAGGUUCAAGGUAUUUGCAGACUAUGAGGCCUAUAUUAAAUGCCAAGCAAAAGUGGACCAAUUAUACAUGAACCUCAGGGAAUGGACCAAGAAAGUCAUCAAAAAUAUUGCUUGCUCUGGCAAGUUCUCUAGCGACAGGACGAUUAGUGAAUACGCUACUGAAAUCUGGGGGGUAGAACCAUCAGCCGUGAAGAUUCCUCCACCCAACAUACCCAGGGAUUAGCUCUACGCAGAUGCAUGUGCUCAUCGUUCCACUGGUAGUUUGGUUGGCUCAGGAUUAGUGUUUGUUCACCAGUUAUAAUCGCCCUCCCAUAAGAGCAUAGUCUUGUCUUUGGGGGAAGCUGAAUGAUUGUGUUCUACUCUAAGUCUCAAUAUUAUAACAUUUUAAUUUUAUUUAUUUAUAUGUAGAAUUGACCACAUGAAUGGAUACAUGCAGAUUCACAAUGGAAAGCAUUGACUUUGCCUGUAUAUUAUAGUCUCCCGACAUGUUUCUAAAUAACAGUCUGUGUUUGCUGCCACGCUUCAUGGUAAGCAGCAGAAUUCUGUGAACAAACCACUGUAGCCCACUAUCCAUUGGCACCCAUUUACACCUAGUAUAUCCGCCCUGUAUGAUCAAACGGGAAUCCUAGAUGUCACACCUCCCCGCUUGCAUUUCACUUUUACAGGUGUAUCAUUGUUUUAUGAGUUUUAUCACAGUUGUUUUAGUUUUUAUUACUAUUUUAGUGUAUAAACACCGUGUGAAUUGCUGGUGAAUCUGGACUGAGGCUUAGUUUAAAAUAAGCUUGUUCACAAAGGACGAGAUUGUAGGCAAUAAAAUCAGAGAGGAGACCCAUAUGCUAUAGGAUGGAGCAUCCUUGGCAGUAGAAUGGUCUGUAGACUACUAUUUUUGUGACUGGGGAAAAGCCCUGGCAGAGUUUGAAGUACUGUAAUAAAAGCGGUGUAGUAAGGAGUAACCCUCAUGCAAUCUUAGUCUUAGGUGUCAGACCACACAGAGUAAACACUUUCCAGUGCCACAAUGGUGCAUCAGUAUGUGAAAGUCAUAUCCAUGCUCUCCGAAGAUGAUGAGCAAGCUUUGUGUGAAGCAUUAUAUUCCAUGUGUUUGUUUCCGCAUUUGUUGUGUGAUUCCAAAGUACUGUAUUUCUGACUAAAGAUUUGCACGUUAACUCCACCUUCAAGCUUGUGGGACUCAGCUUCAAUAAACCUAGUACCUAA
Molecule: messenger RNA, 3603 nt
Organism: Hyla sarda
Lineage: Eukaryota; Metazoa; Chordata; Amphibia; Anura; Hylidae
Gene: PYGB
Product: glycogen phosphorylase B
Exons: 20
Coding region: 83-2614 (843 amino acids)
Biological process (GO): glycogen catabolic process
Cellular component (GO): cytoplasm
Molecular function (GO): glycogen phosphorylase activity; pyridoxal phosphate binding
Source: RefSeq, a predicted model, not a curated record